Messenger RNA from Phacochoerus africanus (Common warthog), 1739 nucleotides. RefSeq names its product tetratricopeptide repeat domain 29 (gene TTC29). Bases 211 to 1614 code for a protein of 467 amino acids. Gene Ontology annotation, molecular function: protein binding. Lineage: Eukaryota; Metazoa; Chordata; Mammalia; Artiodactyla; Suidae. The record is from RefSeq and is a predicted model, not a curated record. The transcript is spliced from 13 exons.
AGACGCUCGCGCUUCCUCUCUCAGCGCCCGGUCUGCAGGGUGUUGGAAUCACCGAGGGAGAGGGGGACAGAGCCAGCGCUCAGCGCCUGCCACCAGUGGGGGACGCAUUUCGGCGAAACGGAACACCAGAGUGGUUCCCUAGGGCCAGUCCAUCGAGGCUGAAGUCCAGAAACCUGGAGAGACCUUCAGCUGUAAUCUGAAAAAUCCAAAAUGGCCACCCUGCCCCCACUGCCCAUGACACGGCCAAAGCUCACAGCCUUAGCCAGACAGAAGCUGCCAUGCUCCCCCAGAACAAUUCCAAGGUCUCAAUUGAUCAAAGAAAAAGACGACAUAGAUCAUUAUCUGGAGGUGAAUUUCAAAGGAUUGUCAAAAGAGGAAGUUGCUGCUUACCGAAACUCGUACAAGAAGAACAUCUGCGUAGACAUGCUGCGAGAUGGUUAUCACAAGUCCUUCACCGAGCUCUUCGCUCUGAUGGAGAAGUGGGAUGCUCAGAGGGAGGCUGCGAGACUAAGUUCCCUCCUCUGUGUGCAGAGGCCCCUGGAAGAGCAGCCUGACAAGCUGGAUCACUUCUACCACUACCUGACCAGGGCCGAGGCAGCCGAAAGGAAAGAAUACUUUGAAGAGGUCUAUAAUAACUUGUAUGCUCUGGCCUGUUACUUCAAUAAUUCUGAAGACAAGUGGGUAAGGAACCACUUCUACGAACGAUGUUUUAAGAUUGCUCAACUCAUCAAAGUUGAUGGUGGGAAGAAGGAAGCAGAGGCGCACGCACACAUGGGGCUUCUCUUUGAGGAAGAAGGUCAGCUUCUGGAAGCUGCGGAACAUUAUGAAGCCUUCCAUCAGCUGACGCAAGGGCGGAUAUGGACGGACGAGACAGGCCGCUUUCUCAACUUGCUGGCCUGUGAGAGUCUCCUGAGGACUUACAGAUUACUCUCAGACAAAAUGCUGGAAAAUAAAGAAUACAAACAGGCCAUCAGAAUUCUAAUAAAAGCUUCUGAAAUAGCCAAAGCAGGAAAUGACAAAAAAAUGGAAGGAGAAGCUUCCUAUUACUUGGGCUUAGCACACUUGGCUGCUGGGGAGUAUGAAACAGCAUUAGCAGUCCUUAACACUUACGGUAAAAUCUCUGCAGACCUGGAUGAUGAUCUGAGCCUGGGGAGAGCCUAUGAAGCCACGGCCAAGGUCCUGCAGAGCCAAGGACAGAUGACAGAAGCAAUUCAAUACCUGAAAAAAGUUGUGAACAUUGCAAGAAACAAUUUUCAAAGCCUAGAUUUUGUGAGAGCAAGUACAAUGCUCGGCGACAUCUUCAAUGAAAAAGGCUCCUACCACAAAGCUUCUGAAUACUUUCAGCAAGCUUUUGACACUACAGCAGAGCUAACAAACGUACCUCUGAUGGAUGAAACAAAAGUUCAUUAUGGAAUAGCAAAAGCUCAUCAGAUGAUGCUGACGGUUAAUAAUUAUAUAGAAUCUGCAGAUCUCACCAGUCUGGACUACCUGCUGUCAUGGAAGGAGAGUAGAAGUGACAUUGCACCUGAUCCAGUUGUUGGAGGGUCAAGAAGAUCCACAAUGGAAGGUUUAUAUCAAACAUCAGAGUUUUUGGAAGAAGAACACAGUGGAUAACCGCCCAAAAAAACAGCUUUGACUCAACAACAAAGCAAGAAGAAAUACAUCAUAUCACUUUUAGCCCUUGAGACCUAUAAUAGGAAUGUGUUACAAAUAAUACAGAUAGAGUUAUAAUGAAACUA